GUUGCUGUGUCAGUGACAUUUUGUUUCUCUCCAAAUACUAUAUAUAAAGAAAGCCCAAAUAGGCGGAGAAGACCAUAGGGAGAAUAGAGAAAGCCUAGGAUGAUGCAUAUGUCAGGAUUUGCAUGACGACAUUAAACUAGUGCAUAGAAGAUAUCGUUGCAAAGUAGCAAACAUCGCCACCAGCCAGCCAGCCAGCAAGCAGAGAAAAAGAGAAAGAAGAGUACGGAGAAGAAGAGGGAAAGAGACCAGAGACAAAUCAGAAAUGCAUCAGGUGUACAGUGGCAUAUCAAACUGAUCGAUCCCCGGCAUUGUCUGCCCCACAACACACUUAAUAAACGUUACCAGCUAGUACGUGUACCAACAAAAUAUAUAUAGAAACAAUCACGCUAGCUACACACCAAGGGAAGGAAAAGAGGUGGAGGGUGAAGUGAAUUAAUGAAAAUAUAUCUCUAAAUUGACAGGAAACGCCUGAUUCUGGAGGAGUCUUCUGUCGCUUUUUGCCUCCUCAUAUUUAUUCACCCAUCUCUCUCUUUCUCUUAUUUAAACCUAGCUUACUUUGUAUUUCCUUUUUGUGUGUUCCUUAUUUUCUUCUUCUCUUUAUUCACAUUGUUUUGAGAACUAGAGAGAGAUGGGUGGUGUGGGCGGAAAAGGGAAAGGAUUAAGAACUAAUAAGGUGGCUGCUCAGAACAGAAAACAUAUGGACUAUGCUUUGCCUUCCAACUUCAGCCAAGGUGGGAAAGACGAGCUAUACACAGAACAUUGGCGUGCAUGCGCGGGUCCACUUGAUUAUGUUCCACGUGCUGGGGACAAAGUUUACUAUUUUCUGCAAGGUCACAUUGAACAGGUUGAGGCAUACAUGGGCGAAGAUGGUAAAAUGGAAAUGCCCAUUUACAAUGUCCCUCCCAAGAUUCUCUGUGAAGUUGUCCAUGUUCAACUGAAGGCUGAAACUGGUACAGAUGAGGUGUUUGCUCAAAUUACUUUGCUUCCGAAGCCAGAGGAAGAUGAGCCAAGCUUGGAAGAUGCAACUUCUCUGCCUUCACCGUCAAAAGUUAAUGUGUGCUCCUUUAGCAAGAAACUCACUCCCUCUGACACCAGCACACAUGGUGGAUUCUCUGUUCCAAAGCAAUCUGCUGAUGAGUGCCUUCCACCCUUGGACAUGAGUAAGGACCCCCCAGCACAGGAACUGGUUGCAAAGGACCUUCAUGGGCAUGAAUGGCACUUUCGGCAUAUAUACCGUGGUCAGCCAAAGCGACAUUUGCUUACCAGUGGUUGGAGUAUGUUUGUGGCCUCAAAGAAGCUUGUCACUGGAGAUGCAUGCAUCUUCCUUAGAGGUGAAAAUGGGGAACUUCGUGUCGGUGUUCGCCGCAAACAACGGAACAGUAUGCUAACGUCAGUCAUAUCAGGCCCUUGUAUGCAGCAUGGGAUACUUGCCAGUGCUUUUCAUGCAAUUUGUACUGGGACGAUGUUUACUGUCUACUACCGUCCUUGGUCAAGCCCUGCUGAAUUCAUUGUACCUUUUGAUCGAUACUGGAGGUCUGUUCAAAUGAACUAUUCUGUUGUGACAAGAUUUGGAAUGACAAUUGAAGAUGAAGAAUGUGCAGAAAAGAGAAUUUUUGGCACUGUUGUUGGCAUUGGAGAUAUUGAUCAAAUUAGGUGGCCUAAUUCUGAAUGGAGGUGUCUCAAGGUAAUAUGGGAUGUCAAAUCAGAUAUAUUAGCCUGGCCAGAAAGGGUUUCACCUUGGAACAUUCAGCCGAUGAUAGAAAGCACUAACAGGAAGCCUGCCUCUGUUCCAUCCCGCAUAAAGAGGUUGCGUUCUACUGAAGCAACAUCACCUGGAUUCGUUUCCUUUCUUAGUAAUGGGGUCUCGCAAGGUCAAGAAAACAGGGUCACAGGUGUUAUGCAACUGGGUGCACUAAAACCACCAUUGUUAACAUAUUUUGAUCCCCCACCAAAUCUAAAUUGGGUUCACAUGCUCAUGCAAUUAGGGCCAGAGAAUAAGCUGCAAAGUCCGAUGCUUUAUCCAUUUUAUGGGCGUCCCAACAGUGCAGAGUCGAGUCCCGGUGGAAGAAUAGUAAGUUCGGGUCUUCCUAAUCAUCGGCCUGCAAUGUUCGCACCUCAUGGAGCUCAUGACAGUGCCAUGUUAAGCAAAAACCUGUCAGUUCCUGAUGUCAACUCUCUUAACUCCGACUCUCAGGAUAGGGCUUUGGAACUAAAGGAUGAAAAUAGAACCCCACUUGCCCAACCAAAUGGUAGCGGCAGAUACAUGCUUUUUGGAGUCAAUUUAUUCAAUAGUUCACUGGAGCUCCCUUCACCACAAGUUGCCGAUUCCUCUGAGCUUGAAAGUCAUGGUUCUAUCCCUCCGACGUCUCAGUCAAGUGUUUCUGAAACUGCCCAGGUUUCAGACCUAUCUAAGAGUGUAUUUGGCUACCCUUCAGAAAUGCAAUGCAAGAAUUGCUCUUCUUUCAGGAGUUGCACCAAAUUACAGGUUCUCAAGUAUGGAACUGAAGUUGGAAGAUCAGUAGAUCUCACCCAAUAUGAUGGGUAUGAGGAACUCCUUCGUGAGCUUGACAGGAAGUUUGAUUUCAAGGGAAGUCUGAUUGAUGGAAGCAGCGGGUGGCAUGUUACCUACAUGGAUCAUGAAGGGGACAUGAUGGUUGCUGGAGAUUACCCAUGGCAGGAAUUUCUGUGUGCGGUACGACGAAUAUUGAUAUGCCCGAAGGAAGACAUCGAGAAGCCGAAUGCAAGCUCACCAAAUCCAUCACCUCCUUCAUAGCAAUUGAGGUCAAUUGCGCACAUUUGCAUGUAUCAGUGAAUUUUAUAUGAACCUAAAAUUCUGAUGCAUAUUUGGUGUGUGCUUAGGAGGCAAUUGUGUGCAAGUUUUAAUAGGUCAAAACAGUUAGUGUGCUUGAUGUCCUAUCAGACAACUAAAUAAACAUGUUUCUUUCAAUAAACUGACCCUUAUAUUUGGGUGUUUAUCUCA
Mangifera indica (mango) is the source of this 2980-nucleotide messenger RNA. RefSeq names its product auxin response factor 2-like. The transcript is spliced from 14 exons. Gene Ontology annotation, molecular function: protein binding; DNA binding. Gene Ontology annotation, cellular component: nucleus. The record is from RefSeq and is a predicted model, not a curated record. NCBI's taxonomy places the organism in Eukaryota, Viridiplantae, Streptophyta, Magnoliopsida, Sapindales, Anacardiaceae. Gene Ontology annotation, biological process: regulation of DNA-templated transcription; response to hormone. The coding region runs from base 629 to 2773 and encodes 714 amino acids.